AUUGCUGUCGAAGCGAAGGAAGCUAAACAGUAAAGCUCCCUGGUAAAUACCACCAUUUUUUUAUUUAGUACACAAAAUGGAGCCCCAGCAAGAUGUGCAACCACCGAGGCAGCAGCCUAUGUUUUAUAUUUGUGGAGAGUGCCACACUGAAAACGAAAUCAAGGCCCGUGAUCCAAUCCGGUGCCGAGACUGCGGCUACAGGAUCAUGUACAAGAAGCGGACAAAUAGAUUGGUUGUUUUUGAUGCCCGGUGAAGAGGGUUGGAUUUUUUUCCUCAUGCAGUUUUUUUCCUUUUUUUUCUUUUUUCCCCCCCAUUCUCGUGUCUGACCAUGUGAAUAAAUGUGGUGACUCUUUGAUUGCCCUAACUUAA
Molecule: messenger RNA, 369 nt
Organism: Phycodurus eques (leafy seadragon)
Lineage: Eukaryota; Metazoa; Chordata; Actinopteri; Syngnathiformes; Syngnathidae
Gene: polr2k
Product: RNA polymerase II, I and III subunit K
Exons: 4
Coding region: 77-253 (58 amino acids)
Biological process (GO): DNA-templated transcription
Cellular component (GO): RNA polymerase II, core complex; RNA polymerase I complex; RNA polymerase III complex
Molecular function (GO): DNA-directed RNA polymerase activity; DNA binding; zinc ion binding
Source: RefSeq, a predicted model, not a curated record